Molecule: messenger RNA, 1315 nt
Organism: Hylaeus volcanicus
Lineage: Eukaryota; Metazoa; Arthropoda; Insecta; Hymenoptera; Colletidae
Gene: Dhps
Product: probable deoxyhypusine synthase
Exons: 7
Coding region: 139-1260 (373 amino acids)
Biological process (GO): peptidyl-hypusine biosynthetic process
Cellular component (GO): cytoplasm
Molecular function (GO): deoxyhypusine synthase activity
Source: RefSeq, a predicted model, not a curated record
CGUCCAUCUACAAAGUUCAAAACGCGCUGUGAUGUUUUAUGGUAAUGCUGUCACGUGUCACGCAACAACAGUUGACAUAUCAGACGUUAAUGGGAAAGAUUUUAUGGUUAUAAAAGAAAGUAUACAAUUAAUUAAAAAAUGAAUGAUCUUAAAGAAGAUUCUGAUAAUGAUGUCCUAAAACAUGUCAAGGAUGCUGUAUUGGUACAUAGUUCUCAACUGCCAGCUGGAACACCUACAGUAAAAGGAUAUGACUGGAACAAGGGAAUAGAUUAUCAUGCUCUCUUGCAAACAUAUAAAUAUUCUGGAUUCCAAGCAAGGAAUUUUGGUUUAGCAGUAGAUGAAAUUCAAAAAAUGAUAAAUGCUCGAAAUAUUCCUCUCGAUGAUGAUCAAAUUGACAUACUAGAAAAUGAUGAAUUCAUUAGAAGAAAGUCUUCAUGUACAAUAUUUUUGGGAUACACAUCUAAUAUGGCCUCUUGUGGAGUUCGAGAGACUAUAAGGUUUCUUGUACAACAUAAAAUGGUGGAUUGUAUUGUUACUACAGCAGGUGGUGUAGAGGAAGAUUUGAUAAAAUGUUUAGCACCAACAUACAUUGGAGAUUUUCAUUUAGAUGGAAAACGUCUACGAGGGCUUGGAAUGAAUAGAAUAGGAAACUUAUUAGUACCUAACAAUAAUUACUGCUUGUUUGAAGAUUGGGUAAUACCUAAAUUAGAUGCAAUGUUGGCAGAGCAAAAAGAAAAGGGUACCCUAUGGACACCAUCUAAAGUAAUAGCUAGGUUAGGCGAAGAAAUUAAUAAUGAGAAUUCAAUUUAUUACUGGGCUGCAAAAAAUAAAAUUCCAGUUUUUAGUCCAGCUCUAACUGAUGGCAGUCUCGGUGACAUGAUGUAUUUCCAUUCAUUUAAAAACCCAGGACUUGUCAUAGACAUACUAUCAGAUCUCAGACGUUUGAAUACAAUGGCAAUGAAAGCAGUAAAGAGUGGAAUGAUUAUUGUAGGAGGUGGUGUUAUAAAACAUCAUAUUUGUAAUGCAAAUUUAAUGAGGAAUGGUGCUGACUAUGCCGUAUUUAUAAAUACGUCUUCGGAGUUUGAUGGAAGCGAUAGCGGUGCACGUCCGGAUGAAGCCGUUUCGUGGGGCAAAAUUCGCGUAGAUGCGAAACCAGUGAAAAUUUAUGCAGAAGCAACUCUGGUGUUUCCACUACUUGUAGGCGAAACAUUUGCUCGACAUUAUCAUUCCUCAAAAGAAAAAACUGUAUCGGAUGUUUAGAAAAAAAUAAAUAAAAAUAUUUAAUUUAUAAUAAACGCAAUAUAUUAAGACCUUA